Drosophila grimshawi is the source of this 1495-nucleotide messenger RNA. Its product is annotated as serendipity locus protein delta. Gene Ontology annotation, cellular component: nucleus. The record is from RefSeq and is a predicted model, not a curated record. Lineage: Eukaryota; Metazoa; Arthropoda; Insecta; Diptera; Drosophilidae. Bases 126 to 1385 code for a protein of 419 amino acids. The transcript has a single exon.
GUGUACAGCACUCACUUAAAUAUUAUAAUAUCGGUCCAUCCCUAAAACACUUACAUCCCUAAAACAAAAACGCCGAAUAUUGUAAAUAUUGGGUGGGAAGGAGCACCACAAAUAACAGACUGGCAAUGAAUUCAUGCUUCUUUUGUGGAGCCGUUGACUUACACGGCACUGCAAACUAUGAAUCGCUCAGUACAAAGGUGCCCUCGUCCCAGAAAUUGGUUUCACUGGUGCUCACCCAUCUCGCCAGCUGUAUGAAAACCGAAAUGAAUCUGAAGAAGGAUACAAAGCUUUGUCCGCGCUGUUUUCAGGAAUUGGCCGAAUAUGAUACGAUUAUGGUGAACCUAAUGGUUGCCCAAAAGAAACUUACAGCUCAAUUGAAGGAGGCCCUCAAAUCCGAGUUCGAAGACGAAACGCUAAUCGAUGAUUUUGAGGAUAAAUCCGCUCAAGACGAUGCCGAAGCUGAGGCAUUGUUUGAGGAGCUCGUCAAAGAGGACGAUCAAGAGGUGGAUAUUAAGGAGGAAUAUGAUGAUGAUAACGCUGACGACGACGAUGAUGAUGAGGAGGAGGAGUUCCUAUGCGAGGUACGGCCCGAUGAGGGCGGCGUUAAGCGCGGAGGUGCCGCCGACGAUCAAAAGAAAUUCAUGCCGAAGCGCAUUCGGCAGGAGUGCGGCACUUGUGACAAGGUCUUCUAUGCCCGCUAUCAGCUGCAGAAGCACAUCAGCGAGGAACACAACAAAUCGCAGGCGCACGUCUGUCCCAUCUGCGGCGUCAUCCGCCGCGACGAGGAAUAUCUGGCGCUGCACAUGAACACGCAUGAGGGCAAAACGGAGAAGCAGUGCCGCUACUGCCCCAAGAGCUUUUCGCGUCCAGUGAACACGCUGCGACACAUGAGAAUGCACUGGGACAAGAAGAAGUAUCAAUGUGAGAAGUGCGGAUUGCGCUUCUCGCAGGACAAUCUGCUCUACAAUCAUAGGUUGCGGCACGAGGCCGAGGAGAAUCCCAUUAUUUGCAGCAUUUGCAACGUUUCGUUCAAGUCGCGGAAAACAUUCAAUCAUCAUACGCUGAUCCACAAAGAGAAUCGACCACGGCAUUAUUGCACCGUGUGCCCCAAAUCUUUCACAGAGCGCUAUACACUCAAAAUGCACAUGAAGACCCAUGACGGCGAUGUUGUCUAUGGGGUGCGAGAGGACGUGCCCACAGAUGACCAGGUGGUCGAGGAGCUACAAGUGGAUGUGGAUGAAUCCGAGCAGGCCGUCACGGUCAUAAUGUCGGACAACGAUGAUCCCACUUCCGGCAUUUGUCUCAUUUGCAAUGUGAACUACGAGAGCAAAAAGGAGCUCGCCCAUCAUUUACAGUAUGAACACGACGCUGUAUUGAAUAAUUAGCAAUAAUAAUUGUAAUAACAUUAAUAUUUAAAAUCAUAUGCACGCCACAAAUACGCAUUCGUAUUUAUUUUUAGGCUUCUAUAACCUUAUGCACAUUAUUUUUUAUAAAA